AGUUGAACUCCGCCUUUCUCCACCAUUUCCUCGUAUUAUACUAAUAAUGGCUACUAGUUCGAUCCGUGUACAUCCGCAGCCAAGGAAAGGAAAUCGAAGGAGAACAGCUACGGCGAGUUCCUCUCCAGAGAACUCCUUUAUUCAUCCCCCAACUUCUCCGCAUAGUAUUUGUAAGUUAACAAAGGAGGAAAGACACAGAAGGUUUUGAAGCUAGGGAAGCGCGAACCAUGACUACCUCCUACGCCUCGUCAUCGGCUGGCGUGGGAGCUCCUCUUGCCGGAGGCCAACGCCCGACCACCGAAACGCACGUCGAUGUGAAAGACCUGCAGGAGGCGAUACUUCAACUCCUCCCCACACACCACACCGGUGAGGGCCCCUUCUACGUGGAGGUAAGCGGCCCGGCGGACCCUUCCGAGACGUUAAUUCGCUACGACAUCCCGUACGCACCGGGCGACCCAAAGCGUUCGCUGAAGCUGCGCCGCAGUCACGGCCUCGGCGCAGAGGAGCGCGUCGUCGACCCGAAUGUGCGCGUUGUCAUCGACAGCUUCAUCACGCCCCGUCGCUGGGUGGACGCCGAAACCGGUGUGAUGUGGGUCCAGCACGCGAGCGCGUUUGUAUCGUCGCGGAUUGAGGCGGCGGAGACGCAGGCGCGACUGCACGAGCAGCUCGCGGCCCAUCAAGCCCGCACCACCGGCACGAGUCCCAUCCGCUCCCUCCUCGUGGCGGAGUGCAUCUUGGAGGUGCUGCGACAGGUGACGGCGGAGUGCUGGGAGCGCGGGCUGCUGCUGCUGCACGUGCACUCGGAGCGAGUGGCAGCGCAGGCGGCGCAUCGUCGCUUGUUUGAGAGCCGCGUGGGGCACGCCUUUCGUCUGGCGCUGAAGGGCGAGAAGGACGUGGCGAAGGUCGAGGAGGACAUGACGCAGCUGCGGCAGCGCGUGGAGCUGCUCGAGCGGGAGGAGGCGGAACUGCGACAGAAGUGCAACGAGUUUGAGGCGUACGCGGAGGAGCAGUUGCUGAUUGCGAAUAAGAAGCACAGCGACGCGCUCGUGAAGCUGAAGAAGGAGGGGGCACUGAAGCGGGCGCAGCUGGAGCAGCAGCUUGUCAUUCCAGCAAACCUUCAGUAA
This is a messenger RNA of Leptomonas pyrrhocoris, 1124 nucleotides long. Its product is annotated as putative dynein arm light chain. Gene Ontology annotation, cellular component: axoneme. Gene Ontology annotation, molecular function: dynein heavy chain binding. The record is from RefSeq and is a predicted model, not a curated record. The coding region runs from base 228 to 1124 and encodes 298 amino acids. The transcript has a single exon. Lineage: Eukaryota; Euglenozoa; Kinetoplastea; Trypanosomatida; Trypanosomatidae.